Molecule: messenger RNA, 796 nt
Organism: Polypterus senegalus (gray bichir)
Lineage: Eukaryota; Metazoa; Chordata; Cladistia; Polypteriformes; Polypteridae
Exons: 5
Coding region: 44-796 (250 amino acids)
Source: RefSeq, a predicted model, not a curated record
GUCUGAAAACAUUUACAGACAACGGAAUUGUUUUUGGAGGAAGAUGUUUCUGGUAGUUCAGUUUUUAGAUGAACAAAAAGCUGUGUCAGUUAUACCACAGUCUUGGUACAGUGAUGGCACAACCUUUUGGCCAAAUUAUAAGAGCAAUCAAAGACUCAACAAAGCAGCAAGAUAUGCUGAGGAACCAUGCCCUGACUGGACCAAGCAUGAUGUUAGAGUACUAAAGUCCUACGGAGAUUACAUGUCUGCAUGGCAAGGGAUGAAGAAGUCUUUGAUUUGUCAAACUUCAGAAUUGGAUUCAGAUGAUGAUGAGGAUAUAGGCAGGGUGAAAAGAGCUCCUAAACUAAUCCACUACUAUGGUGACAUGGACUGUGAAAGUGAACAUGAAGACUUGGCUAAUAAAACAAAAGUUCCCUUGACAAGAUUUUCAAAACCUCAACAGUCAACUGGACCUUGCAUGUUAUCCCCACAUUCUGCACCUCAGGUACCAUCACCACCUUUACCAUCUGUGCCACCUUGUUGCUCACCACCACAUUCUUUGCUUCAGGUGCCACCUCCUUACCAGUCACUAUUGCUCUCUGAAAAUACAUCUCAACAAAUUUCCAUGAGCCUUCCAAAACUGAAAAAUACUUCUGAACUCUUCAAGCCUACUUACAGAGUGGAUCGAUGUGGAACAGAACCAAUACCUUGCACUGCUGCAGAUCUUCAUAUCCUCACAUUGCUUGAACAUGUGAAGCACCAGCUGUCACAAUUGGCUGUCAUGAUCAGUUCACUAUCUGGGCGGCUAAACAUUUAA